AGCUGCAAUGAAGGCAGGAGGAAAAUUAUUAAUGCAGAAGAGGCCCAAUCUCUAUUGGACAGCAUGUGCAGCUCAUUGCAUAGACCUUAUUCUUGAAGAUAUUGGUAAGAAAAGUAACGUGAAGAAGGUCUUAGAAGAUGCAAGAACAAUAACCUCAUUUAUUUACAACCACACAUGGACAGUGAAUUUCAUGAAGAAAUUCACAAAUAAUAGAGAGUUACUUCGCCCUGCCAUCACUCGAUUUGCCACAAAUUUCAUUGCUUUGGAGACUAUUGUCAGGCAUAAACAAGCACUAAGGGAAAUGUUUACAUCUGAUGCUUGGAAAAACUCAAGGUUUGGAAUGGCAAAAUCAGGCCCAGCAUAUGAUUCGAAGAAAAUUAUCUUAGGCAAAGAGUUUUGGCAAAAGGCCUCUGAUAUAAUUAAAGUGCAAGAACCCUUGGUGAAAGUUCUUAAAUUGGUUGAUGGUGAUGAAAAACCAACCAUGGGCUUCAUAUACGAGGCAAUUGAUAGGGCGAAGUUGGCCAUUCAAAAAGAUUGCCGGUUUUACAAAGACUAUUGGAAAAUUAUUGACAACCGGUGGAGUUUUCAGUUGCACCAAGAUUUGCACGCUGCUGGGUAUUUUUUGAACCCACAAUUUCUUUAUGGUGCCCCACCCUCUCCUGAAGUUGCUAGAGAAGUCAUGGAUGGAGUUAAAAAAGUGAUAACCAAGUUGGUACCCGAUAUAGAUACUCAAAUUCGGGCUAUUAAUCAAUUGUUGCUAUAUCGAGAUAGGCAAGAGACUUUUGGAACCCCGUUGGCUCAAAGGGCAGUAAAACAAACAAAUCCUGCUGAAUGGUGGAUUCAUUAUGGCUUGUGUGCUCCUGAGCUCCAAAGAAUAGCAAUUAGAGUUCUUAGCCAGACCACAUCAGCUUCGAACUGUGAGCGUAAUUGGAGCACCUUUAGCCUCAUCCAUACGAAAACAAGAAAUAGAUUAAAGUACAUGAGACUACAAAAACUUGUUUUCGUACAUUACAACAUGAGGUUAAAGUUAAGACGUACAAUGAGAAGAAGCCAACGAGAAAUUGAAGAGGGUUUCAAUCCUAUCAAUUUGGAUUACAUUUUCGAAGAAGAUGAUCCUUUAAGUCAAUGGUUAGAGGAGAGAGAGACACCACUACUCGACGGUCAGGACAAUUCAAAUUGGUUAAAUGAAGAGGUUGGUGGUACUACAGAAGGAGGUGAUCAACCACCAAUAAACGCGCAUGAUGAUUCAAGUUCAAGUCCUGAACGCACACAAAGUGAUGACAAUCUUGGUUUGAGCCCACCAAGUGAUGAUGAUGGUAAUAGUGGUGCUGGAGCUGGGGUUGGGGGGGGUGGCAGUGGUGGUGGUGGAGGCGGCGGUGUAGAAUAUAAUUAUGGAUAUGAUACAGGGACAUCAUUUGGAAGGGAUAUAUAUCCUUCUGAUCCUUAUGGACUACAUGACAUACCUGAAAAUUAUGACUUGGGUAUUCCUCCAGGGAACCAAUCUUCACAACCCAGGAGAAGGAGUGCUCGUGGUGACCCUAGCGAUUCUACUGAAGAUUCAUAUGGUGUGGUUCGUAGUUUUGGCGACUUUGGUUUAGAUGGUUCAUCAUCACAAUCAUAUGGAUCUCAUCCAGCAUAUCCACAUUAUGCAUCUCGUGACUCACAUUUUUAUCCCAGUGGAUCAGGAAUCUCAGGAUCUAGUGAGUCUUCUUCUACACACUACCCAGAGCCAGCCCCUGCCCCAACUUAUAGACAUUAUUCAGGAGAAUUUUCAUCACCAGUACAUUUUCAAGAGCAACAACAAAAUGACGCAAACUUGGGUUCAUUUAACUAUGUAUUUCCACAAGGAUGGGGAGAUAAUUUCCCAUCCCAAUCUCAAGAUACAGAUGCAAAUUAUGAAGACCCUCCACGUCAUUCUUUUUGGUGGUGACAUGAGUUAUGUUAUAAAUUUGUAAUAUUGUAUUCAUGUAUUUUCAACUAUUUAUUGAUAUUUGAUAUUAAUCACUUUUUAAAUUCAUGUAUAUGUAAUCACUGUAAUGUGUAUAUUGAGUAUUAAGUCUAUUGAGUAUUGAUUCAUUUUUAGUAA
Messenger RNA from Malania oleifera, 2086 nucleotides. RefSeq lists its product as uncharacterized. The record is from RefSeq and is a predicted model, not a curated record. The coding region runs from base 8 to 1930 and encodes 640 amino acids. NCBI's taxonomy places the organism in Eukaryota, Viridiplantae, Streptophyta, Magnoliopsida, Santalales, Ximeniaceae. Gene Ontology annotation, molecular function: protein dimerization activity. The transcript has 4 exons.